CUGCUCCAUAAAGAGGAGGCCACCGUGCGCUGUACGUUCGUGCACCAUAAACAUAAACAGGAGCCGCGCUUCAGCGGCAGCAACCAAGCGAGCGAGCAGAGGCAAAAACCCAUCUCUGUCCUGUGCGGCAUUGCACCGCCCCGGCCGCUUCCUCUGCUCGCCGAGUGAGAUGGGCAAAGAUGGCGGCGGCGGCGACGGGCUGGAGGUGCCGCUGCUGAAGCGGACGUACUACCACGGCAACUGCCCCGGGUGCAGGCUGGAGAAGAGGAACGAGACGCGGAGGGGCGUGCCCUACACAGAGUUCGCCUGCAUGUGGCUCGUCACCGUCUGCUCCACCUUGCCGAUUCAAUCCUUGUUUCCCUUCUUGUAUUUUAUGAUAAGGGACCUGCACAUUGCUAAGCAAGUAGAAGAUAUAGGAUUUUAUGCUGGUUUUGUUGGUGCUUCAUAUAUGCUUGGUAGAGCACUCACCUCUACAUUAUGGGGAAUUGUGGCCGAUAAGCAUGGGAGGAAACCUGUUCUCGUAGUUACCCUUAUUGCAGUAAUUACCUUGAAUACACUAUUUGGACUCAGCUCUAGUUAUUGGAUGGCAUUAACCACAAGAGGUUUGCUUGGGUUGUUGUCUGGUAUGUUGGGGCCAAUUAAGGCUUAUGCUACAGAAGUAUGCCGGAAAGAAUAUAGUCACUUGGCAUUAUCACUUAUUUCUUCCUCACGUGCCAUAGGCCUCAUUGUUGGUCCAGCCAUUGGUGGUUAUCUUGCACAGCCAGCAGAUAAAUAUCCAGGCAUGUUCUCUCAGGAAUAUAUAUUCGGGAGGUUUCCAUAUUUUCUCCCAUGCCUGUGUAUAUCAAUCCUCGCCGUUGCUGCUUUAAUUUCUUGCAUCUGGCUUCCGGAAACUUUACAUAAACACAAUGAAGCGACAUAUUCAAAUAAUUCGAUUGAAGCCAUGGAAGAAUCUCUUUCCGACUCUAAUGCUGAAGAAAGUAGUGGUGGAUAUUGGAGUUUGUUCACAAACUGGCCAUUGAUGUCUGCUAUCACCGUAUAUUGUCUUUUCUCGCUUCAGGAUGUGGCUUAUGCAGAGGUAUUCUCUCUUUGGGCUGUUAGCGAUAGGAAAUAUGGUGGAUUAAGCUUUACUUCUACAGAUGUGGGCAGUGUCCUUGCACUCUCAGGUCUCUUCCUCCUAAUAUACCAGAUUUUGAUUUAUCCAUCGGUUGCAAAAGCUAUAGAACCUAUCACAUUAGUCCGUGCAACUGCGAUCUUGACAUUACCACUUCUUGCGAGCUAUCCAUUCAUGACUACAUUAUCAGGGUUCAAUCUUCAGUUGGUAGUAAAUUGUGCAUCUUCUCUAAAGAAUUCCUUCCAAGUAACUACCAUCACGGUGUGCAAUAUUUUGAUGAAUGAUGCUGUGAGUCAAGACCUAAGAGCAUCGGCCAAUGGACUUUCUGUAACACUAAUGUCCAUCUUCAAAGCUGUCGCUCCGGCUGUUGCAGGUGUUAUAUUUUCAUGGGCUCAAAGGCGCCAAACUGCUUCAUUUCUUCCAGGAGACCACCUUGUCUUUUUCAUGCUUAACGCGGCCACCGUCGUCGGUCUUAUGUGCACCUUCGGACCACACUUUGCUAGGGGCAGCACGAAGCAUUGAUGUAGUAAUACUGUUGCGACAAGGGCAAGAACGAGGAACUAUUGUUCUAUCUUGUGAACUUCUUCCCCUUGAGCAUAGUUUUGUGCUCCACGCCACAUGUUAUUAGUAUUAUUUGUAGCACGGUGGCAUAUAGUGUUGUUAGAAACAUAUAUAUGCCCAAGCGGCAAUCAUAGAUGUAAACAAUAUCCUUUGUAUUUAUGGUUUAUUCACUCUUCAUUGAAUAAACUCAUGCGUAUUUAUCAA
Molecule: messenger RNA, 1876 nt
Organism: Triticum urartu
Lineage: Eukaryota; Viridiplantae; Streptophyta; Magnoliopsida; Poales; Poaceae
Product: putative peptide/nitrate transporter At3g43790
Biological process (GO): transmembrane transport
Molecular function (GO): transmembrane transporter activity
Source: RefSeq, a predicted model, not a curated record